Messenger RNA from Odobenus rosmarus divergens (Pacific walrus), 2395 nucleotides. It is a transcript of the gene WHAMM, whose product is annotated as WAS protein homolog associated with actin, golgi membranes and microtubules. Gene Ontology annotation, cellular component: cytoplasm; endoplasmic reticulum-Golgi intermediate compartment membrane. Bases 1 to 2091 code for a protein of 696 amino acids. The record is from RefSeq and is a predicted model, not a curated record. Gene Ontology annotation, molecular function: Arp2/3 complex binding; actin binding. The transcript is spliced from 11 exons. Lineage: Eukaryota; Metazoa; Chordata; Mammalia; Carnivora; Odobenidae. Gene Ontology annotation, biological process: Arp2/3 complex-mediated actin nucleation; endoplasmic reticulum to Golgi vesicle-mediated transport.
AUGGAGGACGAGCAGCCCGACAGCUUGGAGGGCUGGGUGCCGGUCCGCGAGGACCUCUUCUCCGAGCCCGAGCGGCACCAGCUGCGCUUCCUCGUGGCCUGGAACGACGCGGAGGGCAAGUUCGCGGUGACCUGUCACGACCGCACGGCGCAGCGGCGGCGGCGCGAGGGGAGCCGGCCCGAGCCGGCCGCGUCCCCUCCCAGCUGGGCGGGCCUGCUCUCUGCCGCCGGGCUCCGCGGCGCGCACCGGCAGCUGGCGGCGCUGUGGCCGCCGCUGGAGAGCUGCUUCCCGCCGCUGCCGCCGGAGCUGGACGCGCGCGCCGGCGGGGCCUGGGGCCUGGGGCUCGGGCUGUGGGCGCUGGUGUGGCCGGCGCGCGCGGGCCUCGGGGACGCGGCGCUGCAGGAGCUGUGCGGGCGCCUGGAGCGCUACCUGGGCGACGCGGCGAGCGGCUGCGGCGGCGCGGCGGUGCGCGACGCGCUCUUCCCGGCCGACGGCGGCGCGCCCGACUGCGAGAGCCUGCGCGAUUUCCGGGAGAGGGCCCUGCGCGCGCGGUGGACCACGGCGGGCGCGCGGCUGCGCCAGGUUCUUCAGGGGCACGAUAAAGCCCACACCAUGGUAGCACUAAUGAAUGUUUAUGGAGAGGAAGAUGAAGCAUACCAGGAAUUAGUUACUGGGGCAACUAUGUUCUUCCAGUAUCUGCUGAAGCCAUUUAGGGAUAUGAGAGAAGUUGCAACUUUAUGUAAGCUUGGUAUUUUGAAAUCCUUGGAUGAGGAUGAUUUGGGUCCUAAGAGGAUAGUUGCCUUGCAGAAGGAAGCCAAAGAAUGGACCAGACAGGCUGAAGAAGCUAUAGUCUCUAUUCAGGACAUUACAGUGAAUUAUUUUAAAGAAACAGUAAAAGCAUUAGCAGGAAUGCAGAAACAAAUGGAACAGGACAAGAAGAGAUUUGGCCAGGCUGCCUGGGCCACAGCAACUCCCAGGUUAGAAAAACUCAAGCUGAUGUUAGCCCGAGAGACUCUGCAGCUCAUGAGAGCCAGAGAGUUGUGUUUAAAUCACAAAAGAGCGGAAAUUCAGAGAAAGAUGGAAGAUCUUCCAGAACAAGAAAAAAAUAUAGAUGUUGUAGAUGAAUUAGAAAUACAAUAUUAUGAAGUCCAGUUAGAGCUGUAUGAGGUUAAAUUCGAGAUAUUAAAAUAUGAAGAAAUACUGCUUAUAACGCAGUUGGACUCAAUUAAAAGGCUUAUAAAAGAUAAAGAGGAGGAAGUUGUCUACUACGACCCGUGUGAAAGUCCAGAGGAGCUGGGAGCCCUGGAUGGCGUGCCGGCGCUGCCGGGGGACAGGGGCGUGCAGGUGAGAGAGCUGAGCCGGCAGUACCAGCGUCUGGAGUCCCAGCGGGGCAGGGUCUGCGCCCGGAGAGCCCGUCUCAGGAACAGGCAGGAUCAGUGCAAAGAGAAUCAUCGGCUCCGACUGCAGUUGGCUGAAGAAAGUAGGAAACAUUUUCAUCAGCAUCAUAGUAUCCAGGUGAAAAGAGACAAAAUGAAAGAAGAGGAGCAAAAGAAGAGAGAAUGGAUAAACCAGGAACGCAAAAAAACACUCCAGCGGUUGAGAGCAUUUAAAGAGAGAUGUCCAGGUGGGUCUGUACUAAAGACCCCUUGCUCAGAACCUGCAGUUUCUUUUUCUCCGUCCACAAAUCACCAGAACUUACACUUGAGGACUCUAGUAACAGCCGAUGAGCCACGUCCCCUGGUGUGCGAAUCGUCCGAGCCGUCCGCUGGAAGAGCGCGUUAUUCCUCAGCUGGGCCCAUGGAUGAAGUGCUGGCCUCCCUAAGGGGUGGCACAAGCCCUCUGCGGCAGGUGGACGCGCCCGCUCUGACCCCUCCCCACGCCGCCUUCGACGAGCAGCUUCUGGCUGCCAUACGGCGGGGGGUCAAGCUGAAGAAGGUUCACUCUGGCCUCGGCCUGAGCGCCAGCAGCAAGCCGACCAGCGACCUGGAGAGAAGUAUCAAGGCGGCACUCCAAAGAAUCAAGAGAGUGUCCACCGACUCGGAGGAGGAGGACAGCGAGGAGCAGGGUCCUGGCGACGAGUGGGACCGCUGAGCCCUCUCCACCGCCGCGGGCUCCGGGCGCUUGAACGAGGUGCCGCAGGCCGAGACCUGCGCUUGAAAAGCCUGUGAACGGGGCCGUCAGCCACGGGACAGCCCGAGAGCCGAGCAGGGCUUGGCGUGAGGUUUGCAGCUUUUCUGGAAGGCCGUGGCUCUGGCCAUCAGGGCAGGAGGUCGAGGGGUGGUGACUUCCACACGCCAAACUGGAGUUGGGAUCUAGGAACCCACUGUAUUACUGGCGUAAGAGAAUAGCAUUGAUUUUUCACCAAGGAUUAUCUCGAAUCAUCCCCUUAUUCCGA